AACUGGAAGCUUUUUACAAACAUACUCUUUGUUUGGUCAGGUUGUAUGUAUUAAUUUCGCGAAGAGGGGGGACGAUAAAGUUUAAUUACAUAUUUCAAGUUUUUCAACAAUGUCCGAAGGAAAGAAUAUGAGAUGCGGAGGAAUGAAAUUUAAGGCGAGCAAACAUUGGUAAAAAGUACAGGGUAAUUUGAAGAAACGAGGAACUGAUUUACUUGAAUCAAUAUCUAAAUGCGCAACGGACAACUGUUGCAUCAGUUGAUACCUCACCCUCCUCCAGCUCACUGCGAGGACAAGUACAUUUAAUCGGGUUAUUUUGAGGAUCAAGUUUAGGGAGCUCUGAUCACAAUGGCAGGAAGAUAUGUUAGGCCCUCUAUCCGCUAUCCACCAAUGCCUAGCACACCGCUGCUCCCAGGCGAUGCCCUAGAAAAUUCUCCCGAUGCUUUCUGGCAAUGGCGUUGACGUCUCUGCGCGUUCCAGCGUGUUGAAUAACAAACUUUAUCCCAUACUAUCAGACAUGUGGGAAAUGCUUUGCCCGAGCAAGGUGACAAUUAUCCUAAAAUACUCGCACUUUUUCUGUUUUUUUUUCUCCGGCGGCCGCUCAGCAAGGUCUUGCUAUCCAGCCAUUUCGUCUGAGCAACUCGCUGAUGUCAAUAACGUCAAACUAAGCUGGGAUAUUGCUAACACCAAUGCGGGUUCUUAUAUUGUGCAGAGAAGACUAGAGAGAUCGACCGAUUUCUCAACAAUUGCUAAUGUUUCUGGCAAUACCUAUGACGAUUAUAACCUGGCAAUAACACAAUACGUCUAUCGGGUCACCUCUGCUCAGAAUACAUCGAAUGAAGUCUACAUAACUACAUUCUCGCCGAAGGAAGCCGAAUACGCAAUUUAUGAUAAUACCCAGGUAUCUUCAUAUCUUGGUAAGUCCAAUAUCAAGGCGCAUGGGUUGUAUUAUCGAUACAACUACAUCGAGAACGGCACUGGAACAUUCUACAUCCAAGAACAGUCUUCCAGGGACGGGUACAACUUCAAUGAAGACCGGGUAGUUAUCACGUCUCAAACAAUUUGCGCCUCUAUUGAAGGUAGCCUCUGUCAUUUGGAGCGCGCUACAUUUAACCAGAACCCGGACACGGGAGAGGUUGUUAUGUGGGCGCAUCUGGAAAAUGCUAUCAACUAUGAUCUUGCUCAGGUCGCGUGCGCGAGUGGCCGGCCCAAUAGUAACUGGAGCUUCCACGGCGCCUAUAGACCUCUCGGAUAUGACUCGCGCGACAUGACUGUCUUUGUCGACAAUGAUCCUGCCAUGUCGGCCUAUCUUAUUUCAGCCGUUGGCGUCAAUACGAACAUGACCGUCAUUCAGUUAACAUCCAAUUGGACGGCUGUAGACAAACUUGUCAAUACGGUCUAUGUUAAUCAGUACCGCGAAGCACCUGCCAUGGUUAAAGUCGAUGAAACUUACUAUUUGUUCACGUCUCGUGCCGCAGGCUGGUAUCCAUCUCAGCCUCUUUACAUUACCUCGAAAUCAAUCCCAUCAGCGUGGAGCGAAGCUCGUGAGCCAGCUGAUGCCGCAACGUAUGGCUCACAGUCUGGGGUUAUCAACAAAGUCGGUAACUCCUACGCCAUGCUGUCGGAUCGAUGGGGGGCAAGCUGGUCCCCGGUGGAUGGUGAGAAUCGGCAAUACAUGCUUCCGAUUUCUUUUGCCCCAAACGACGAAGGCUCUGCAUACUACAAGUUUUACCAGAAGACAGGAUACCUACUACCAGGCUUUGCUAAUAGUAAUAAAGUGGGGGUUUUUGGGAUACAGAGUGGAAAAAUCCUCUCGGUUGGAAAAAGUGUGACCCCAAAUCCACCUGGCGGUACCAAUAUAACUUACGUAAAUGACGGCAUUUAUGAUGAUCCAUCUGCUUAUUUUGUUCCAUCUGGUUAUCCAUUCACCUUGACAGUUGACUUAGGUGAUAGUCUUAAAAUUACUCAGGUGGAUCUGACCACUAGAAUGGUCCAGGGAAGCGAGACCUAUUAUCAAUUAACAGUCAUGGGCUCAGUCGAUGGUACCAGCUAUGAGGAUAUUGGGGACGCCUCAAAUAAUACUCAAGUCGGCUAUAUUCCUAAUUUUGUCGCUAGUGAGAGGUCAUAUCGCUACGUUCAAGUUAAUGUCUCCCAUAUUAUCAACACCCAUAACGGGCAUGAGGCUGAAUAUUUCGGAGGUGUCAUUGAGUAUACUGUUUACGGUUAUUAA
Molecule: messenger RNA, 2227 nt
Organism: Talaromyces proteolyticus
Lineage: Eukaryota; Fungi; Ascomycota; Eurotiomycetes; Eurotiales; Trichocomaceae
Product: glycosyl hydrolase
Exons: 2
Coding region: 437-2227 (596 amino acids)
Source: RefSeq, a predicted model, not a curated record